Messenger RNA from Panicum virgatum (switchgrass), 1830 nucleotides. Its product is annotated as LEAF RUST 10 DISEASE-RESISTANCE LOCUS RECEPTOR-LIKE PROTEIN KINASE-like 1.5. Gene Ontology annotation, molecular function: protein kinase activity; ATP binding. NCBI's taxonomy places the organism in Eukaryota, Viridiplantae, Streptophyta, Magnoliopsida, Poales, Poaceae. Gene Ontology annotation, biological process: protein phosphorylation. Bases 190 to 1497 code for a protein of 435 amino acids. The record is from RefSeq and is a predicted model, not a curated record. The transcript has a single exon.
CGGUCACACUCGCCUGCCCCGCCGGCCAUGUGAUGAUGUGAAAGCGAGAGGUGUCGCGCACGCUGUGUGUAGUGGAGUGGUAGCCUUGCGCGGCCGCGUCUUGGCAUCUUCCUCCUCUCUUUCCCCCCUCGGCUCCCCGCUCCCGCAUCUCGCCUCGCCGUGCGGGCCUGGAUCGCUCGCGGCCUCCAAAUGCGACCGCAUCUCCUCCGACGUCUCCUCCUCCUCGCCGCCGCCGCGCUACCGUCGCCGGCCGAUUGCCGCCAGGGCGGCCACCACGCGGCCCCUCCGCCGCCGAAGCACCACGACAAGAGCGGCGCGCUCACCGUCGCGCUCGCCGUCGCCGCAUCGCUCCUUGCGCUGGUCCUGCUCUACCUCUGCGCGGCCAUCGCCGUCCGCCGCUUCCGCUCCCGCGGCGCGGUGGGGCGGGAGCCGGCCUCCUCCUCCUCCUCUGCGGCGUCCCGCGCCGCGGCGUUUCUUCGCCGGAACGGGCUCCAGCACCACCGCCCGGCCUUCACCUACGAGCAGCUCCGCGCCGCCACCGCGGGCUUCGACGCGGGCCGCAAGCUCGGCGACGGCGGGUUCGGGACGGUGUUCCUCGCGCACCUCCCGCCCGCCGGCCGACCCGCCGCCGUCAAGCGCCUCCACGUCCCGCCGUCCCCGUCGCCGUCGUUCCCUUCCGCCGCCGCCACCAUCACCAAGUCCUUCUGCAACGAGGUGCUCAUCCUCUCCGCGCUCCGCCACCCGCACCUCGUCCGCCUCCACGGCUUCUGCGCCGACCCCCGCGCGCUCCUCCUCGUCUACGACUUCGUCCCCAACGGCACACUCUCGCACCACCUCCACCGCCGGGUCGGCGGCGGCGGCGGCGCCCCUCCGCCCCCGCCGCUCCCCUGGCGGACCCGCCUCGCCAUGGCGGCCCAGAUCGCGUCGGCGCUCGAGUACCUCCACUUCGGCGUCAAGCCCGCCGUCGUGCACCGCGACGUCACCUCGUCCAACAUCUUCGUGGAGGCCGACAUGCGCGCCCGCCUCGGCGACUUUGGCCUCUCGCGGCUCCUCGCGCCGCCGGACGCGUGCUCCACGGGGGCCGCCCGCGAGCUCGUGUGCUGCACCGCGCCGCAGGGGACGCCGGGGUACCUGGACCCGGACUACCACCGCUCCUUCCAGCUCACCGAGAAGAGCGACGUGUACAGCUUCGGCGUAGUGGUGCUGGAGCUCGUCACGGGGCUGAGGCCCGUGGACGUGGGCAGGGAGCGGCGGGACGUGACGCUGGCGGACUGGGUGGUGGCCAAGAUCCAGGUCGGCGAGCUCAGGGAGGUCGUCGACCCGCCGGUGCUCGGCGAGGGCCCCGGUGUGAUGGCGAGCGUCGAGGCCGUGGCCGAGCUGGCGUUCCGGUGCGUGGCGCCGGACAAGGAUGACCGGCCCGACGCCAGGGAGGUGCUGGUCGAGCUCAGGAGGAUCCAGACGAUGCUGCCCGACCUUCCCGGGGGCAAGGGUUCCUGAAUCGGAUCGCGCAAGACGCCAUCUGCAUCAGAAUUGAGCUAGCCCCUGCUCGAACUCAGGAUCCAACACCUCCCAUUGUCCAUGGCCGCGACUCCUAUCCUAAUCCAGUAAUCCUGUGCUGACAUCUUGACUAAGAAAUAGCAGCACUCCCUGAAUGUUUGCUGCUUUGUACUGGCAUUGUCUGAGCCAAGUGCCUCAUGGAGUCAUGGUUGACAACCAGAACUCACCGAGAACUACAAGAAUUAGCACCAGGUCGUGUGUAGUCUAGUUCUCUCGGUAUGUACAAGUUCAACAAAUAGUAACAGCCGCCAAAUGUGUUUCUCCAGAUUCCAA